GACGAUCUUCCAGUUCCUACGGCCUUUUAUCCACUCAAUGCUCAACAUUUGACACACGACAUCAGUCCCAACAAAAACCAACCGGGAAAACCAAACGGCGUACACCUUGCACCAGGCCCCUUUGGACAUCCACAAGGCUCGUACCAGUUUUCUGGUAGCUUUGGCAGUUACAUCGAGAUACCCAACAACGGAGGCCUGGACACAAGAUACUCCAUAACAAUUCUUGCCUGGCUUAACCAACAAAACGAUGAUGGACCGAUUGUUAACUUCGGAUCUAAUGUCUGGGGAUUUCACUUCUGGGUUGUAAAUGGAAGGUUGUUUGCUAGACCAUCAAGACGUGCAGAUAGAGCACUUCCAAAAUAUGCUGUUUCUUCCAGCCUGGAACCUGGAACCUGGAACUAUGUUGGUACCUCUUACAAUUUUUCAUCUGGCGUCGUAAAGCUUUGGAUAAAUGGAUCUGAAGUGGCUCAUGAGAUAUCCGGAGGCGAAGAACAAAGCACACAGUAUGAUGUAAGGGUGGGAGCUAAAGCAAGCACCACCGACCGAAGAUACUUAAAAGGUCGCAUCUGCUGUCUUCAGAUUUACAAUAAAUCGCUCAGCCAAAAGGAAAUUAUAGCGGUUCAAAACAGAACUUUGAACACAUGUAAGUAUGACGUGUCGUAGUAAACUGCUCUAAAUGAAACAUGUGACUGGAUAGUGCCUAGUCUCUUUCAGUCGGGGUUUAUUACUAGACCUCUUUUCAGUUAACUUAUCCAAGGUCGAAUUGAAGCGAGGGAAGUGAAUGUCUUAAGCGACGGUUUAUAACGCAAUACAAGUGAAGUUUUACAGUAGAUGUUUACAUUUUUUUGCCCGACUUCCUUGUGUUAUCAUUCCGUGGUCAUCUUAUGAGUUUCCUUAGAUGACUAUGAUGCUUUGCUUGCACAAGUACCAUGUUCAAUAAGACAUGUAAGGUGUCGUGUCGUCUUUGAAGAGGACCUCGAUCAAACCUUGGAGAGCCUGUACAAGGCGUUCAGAUAGUGGGGGGUCCGCCUAAAAUGAAGUCAGUAGGAAAAACAGCGAGGUGGCUCGAGCAAAGGGAAAAGCCGGGCGAAUUGCUAAAACAUGAAUGUUUAUGGCAAAGCUGAUGACCCGAACCCUAAAUUAAAAUUUUAAGGAAGCAAUCUCUUUACUUUGUCAUUUGUAGAUCAAAGAUUUUUCCAACCAGUCUUCGCUGUCGGAGAACAGCUACAAAGCGAUGUCGUAAAAACAUCCAAAGCGUCUACAGUGAUGGAGUGUUUGUUACGCUGUUCUCGUAUGACCGAGUGUAAGUCCGCCUCUACUGAAGAAAUAAGCAUCGGUCGAUCUCCUGCAGGCUACUGCCAGCUUUACCGAAGACCUUUUGACGAAACUUCAAGACCUGUAAGCUAUUUCAAAUUGAAGCAGUAUUACAAUGAGCUUAACUAA
Messenger RNA from Porites lobata, 1443 nucleotides. The record is from the annotation of a GenBank genome assembly. Lineage: Eukaryota; Metazoa; Cnidaria; Anthozoa; Scleractinia; Poritidae.